UGCGUUUUCGUGGAAUAUUUCCAAAAGAUGAAUGGUACGACUGGGACACGAGGAUCACCCGCAUGGACUACACUCCCUUUUACGUUACAAGAAACGAACGUCGCUUCGAGAACCUCACCAGACGCGUACACGACUUCAAUCAAGGUUUGGCCUACGUAAUCAAGCCAAGACUGAACUUCUGCAACAUCACCAAGAUCGAAAAUGUGACAAGUUGGGGAGACGUGAUGGUCGGGGAAGACGGUUCCGUUUUCAUGCAGAGUCCCUGGAACUACGAGGACCUUGACGAACCCAUGCAGUACAACGGCAUUCACUGGGAGCGUGGCUUAGAGACCGAUGUUUGGGUCGGCGUCAAGAAGAAUCCGCACCUUGGAAUCAAAGAAAAUUACGUUUGGUACUUUGCAUCGCCUUUGACAAAUGAAAUAUUAGGACGCCAAAGUCCUAAAUUACCAAGCUUCCCAACACUCGACAAGGUCCCAGUAAAAUUGGAGAAAUACAUUUCACUGAUGGAGGGGUUCCCACACGUCAUCUACAACAUCUACGACUACAACUCAGAGGUGCCCCACACUCACAAGCACGACGUGUCGCUUUGCUUCUCCCCCAGUCAGAUGAGGCACUUCAAGUUCGACCUCCCGGCCAAUUCGCUCAACAAAACAUAUUACCUCAGAGAGAACGUCAAGUACGCGACGAUGCAAAAGCUCGCCGAAGCUGCCAAAGUAUCGCCCAUAAGAAUUAAUCGCCUGGAAAUAAACGAGACAUCUGCGGCUCUGGAGGUGACGUUUACUGUCCUGGAGAAGCCGUCGAUCGUGGGUGACGUGCCGGGCGCCGGGAUGGACAGCAGCAUGGACGAGGCGGUGGAGCUGAUCCGGGCCACCCUCGACUCAUCUCAGCUGGUCGUCCUGGUCAAGAUCAGCGUAGGAAUCGGGGGCCUGGUCAGUGCUUGGUUAUUUACGCGUAUAUGUAACACAGGCGUCUAG
Molecule: messenger RNA, 974 nt
Organism: Penaeus monodon (black tiger shrimp)
Lineage: Eukaryota; Metazoa; Arthropoda; Malacostraca; Decapoda; Penaeidae
Exons: 8
Coding region: 63-974 (303 amino acids)
Source: RefSeq, a predicted model, not a curated record